ACAGUUUCAACGAUUGAAAAGAACUUGAUUUGAAACAGCAAGCUGUGUUGGAACUAUUUGACACUCUUAGAAGUUUACGUGAUCGAAUGAUGCGCGAAGGAAUCACUGGCAGUGGUGAAGGUCUUCAGCAGCAAGAGCUUGUGGUGUUCAAUGUGGCAGAUUGGGCAGCGGAUGAGAUUGCGCAGCUUUGUCGCGAUGCUUUAGCGUCUUCUAACGCCGAUGAUGCGAUAGAACUGAUCAAUAAUACAUUACCUAUUGAUGAACGCGCUUUGGCUGAAUUAGACGUUAACAUGGAAAAUCUCCCUGCACGCUUUGCCGAUUUAUGUCUCCAAGCAUUUGCAGCCCGCCAAGAAAUUAUCGAGUGGGCAAAAGAACUUAUUGGAAACAACGAGCAGCUAAAAAGCGUGGGGCUGGAACGUAUUGCUCAGUACAACGCUCAGGGACUUGAGUUAUGUGAAAUACUCAGAGAACUAAAGACUAGCGCUGAUAGUACUGUGGAUACGAUCACUCAACUUUCUAAGUAUUAAAUCUAAUAUACGAGCAUGUCGUGAACGAAAUGCAUUAAUUGCUGUAGGCGAAUCACUGGUACGUGAAAUAGCACGGCUUCGACAGGAUAUCGAAGUAAGA
This is a messenger RNA of Manduca sexta (tobacco hornworm), 627 nucleotides long. RefSeq lists its product as uncharacterized. Lineage: Eukaryota; Metazoa; Arthropoda; Insecta; Lepidoptera; Sphingidae. The record is from RefSeq and is a predicted model, not a curated record. The coding region runs from base 87 to 527 and encodes 146 amino acids. The transcript has 5 exons.